Messenger RNA from Aaosphaeria arxii CBS 175.79, 1515 nucleotides. RefSeq lists its product as uncharacterized. The coding region runs from base 308 to 1294 and encodes 328 amino acids. The transcript is spliced from 4 exons. Gene Ontology annotation, cellular component: Swi5-Sfr1 complex; Swi5-Swi2 complex. The record is from RefSeq and is a predicted model, not a curated record. Lineage: Eukaryota; Fungi; Ascomycota; Dothideomycetes; Pleosporales. Gene Ontology annotation, biological process: meiotic joint molecule formation; meiotic DNA recombinase assembly involved in reciprocal meiotic recombination; double-strand break repair via homologous recombination.
CAUCCUUCUUUCAUGCAGUCAUUGCAUUUACAGACCGUGGCCAGGUAUCAAUCACCCUAUUAGAUGCGAUGCGCCAUCCUCAAUUUAACAAGAAAACUUUAAUUAGCGGCCGCGGGCUGCCGAGCCUCCAAAUAGAGCAGGUACCCUAUUAAUUGUUUGUACUCGUUCGUACAAAUUACCUCGUACCUACCUACACACCUACUGUGUACUCCCUACGGACCCUACCUACGUUAGGUGCCUACCUACGUACACAUAACAACAACAAUAAUUGAUCCACACUUGUACUUUACCUUGCCCACUUCACAUAAUGACCCUACUUGAAAGACCAAACUCCGACUCUGAGGAGCAAGAUCAGGAAGAGCAGGAAGAGAAGAGACGAGAGGCUAGCGACACAACAGAGGUCGAACAUCACCUUCAGACGUCUGUCCCACCCAUCGUCCCUGCGCAAGAACAUCUCACCAAGCUUUCACGUCCUGCUCUCCAAGCGCCCCAAGGCGACACCCAAGCACAUCCUCGGCCGCACCAAGCUUUGGAUCAGCUACCACACCCUUCAAUCCAAAAUUCAUACAAUGAUCCAGUGCAAGUAAUACCUGCGGGCGGAAAAGCCUGUCGCUAUGACGUAGGCUUACAGCAGCAUGCACCAUCACCAUGCGCCGCUGUCCCUACCGCUGCUUCCAGCGACCCGCAUCAAUUGCAUCCUUCGCACUCGACGAUACAGUCAAUAUGUACCGACGCACACGCACCGUCUCCAACAGAUAUCGCCGCCGUGCCUCGACAGGCACCUAAUAACACAUCCUCUGAAGCAUCACCGGCAAUUGGCUUGACUUGUGCGCCUGAGUUGCCAUCGCCACCACAGACUGAACUUCUCCAUGCAUCAAAUACGGACCCCAGAGAAGCAGCCAAGGAGGGUCACCUAUCUGAAUCCUCUGAGCAUGUCACGUGUUCACUCACCACCACGACACGGAAGCCACCGGUACACGUCGAGAGUUCACAGGAAGCGAUUCUAGAUGUUCUCAAAGCACGACGGGCGGAAUUGAUAACAUCUUUAGCAGGACUUUCAAAGUCAGAUGAUGCAAUAUCCAAUCUGAUCGAAGAAUACGAUCCUGAUCUUCUAUCGUCUUCAUCUCAUGUGCUCGGUCUAGCAAACGAUAUCGUGAAACGACACAUAACGCUGCUGCAUGAGUAUAACGAAAUCAAGGAUGUGGGUCAAGGGCUCAUGGGAUUGAUGGCCGAACAAAGAGGCGUACGGAGCAUAGACAUCCACAGGGAAUAUGGAAUUGAGCUAAAGGACUGACACACUACCACUGCCUCCGAGACCUUUCUAAUGUUCUGCUUCCUUAUCUGGCUUGGAAUCCAGCGAGUUUCCAUUUGUAAAUCUCCCAGAAACCGAUCGUUGGCACUGGGUAACGCGAUUUCGAAGCGCCUGAGUGCCGGCACGUUCGUUAUAUUACUGUGCAAUGCUUCUUGGCUGCCUCCUUGAGCAACGCCCAGGAGCUGAGAUGACUAACAGAUUGA